GUACAACAAAAGCCCUUUUUAUCCACACAAACCCAUAAGAAGAACAGAAAUGGCCGCUUUCGUGGCUGAGUUUUGGAGCUUCUUCACACUUCACAAAUGGAGGCAACCACAGCUGCUCAGUCUCUGGCCUUUCUCAACCUUACAAAGCCUCUCUGCUUCUCCACUUUCCCAUCUUCAGCUUUCUUUCAUUCUCAGAACUCCAUCUUUGCUUCUCAUUCACCCACUUCUUUGGCCUUCAAGUUCUCUUCAAGAAAGCUGUUGCACUUCCAGCCUAUAGAAAGACAAGUGAGGAACCUCACUUCUUUAAAUGCUUCGGCUGCAGAAAGCCCUUCAUCAGAUAACGUGGAACGAUGGCUUCUUGAACCUGUAGGUGAUGGAGAUUCAAGGCACAUUGGUUUCCAAGUUCCAAUGCCAGAUGCAUUUGAGAUAACAUCUAGUGUUGUCACUGUUGGCCGUCUUCCUGAUAAAGCAGAUAUGGUGAUUCCCGUGGCAACAGUAUCUGGUCUACAUGCCCGAAUUGAGAAGAAAAGGGAAAGUCUUUUGGUUACAGACUUGGACAGCACAAAUGGAACAUUCAUUGAUGACAAGAGGAUCAGACCAGGUGCAGUUGGCACUGCAUCACCUGGCAGUUGUAUUAUAUUCGGGGAUACCCAUCUAGCGAUGUUUCGGGUUUCAAAGCUUGAGAAUGUGGACCCUCCAAGCAAACCAGAAGAACCUGAGCUUAUACUAGAGGCUGACACCCCUGCCAAUAAUCCAGAAGCUACAAGUUAAAAAGCCAGGGUAGUAUCCUGAGAAAUUGAGGUCAAAUAAAAUAAAUCUUUAUCAUGAUUUUUUUGGGAAAAAUCUCUGUUAUGUAAUCAAUAAUGUUCAGAAUAUCAUAUUUUUACUAGUGUUCGUUCUUUUUUGUGAAAUUGAUUGUUAUGGUUGAGUUGGACCGGAAUUAGUGUCUUAAAGUGUAAUAUCACUAAAUUGUGUCACCUGUUUUUUCUCUUCAAGAAUUUUCACUAAAGGACAGUAUAGGGACUUAUAAGUCAACCUCUCCUUUUCUUUUGUUGAAACUUGGAGAGUUUCUAUUUCGUUUUUUCCCCUUUUUUUCACCUCUUUUUUGGUGCUUAUCCGACUUCCUUGAUAAUGAAAGACACUUGAUUUCUUUGAAA
Molecule: messenger RNA, 1157 nt
Organism: Telopea speciosissima
Lineage: Eukaryota; Viridiplantae; Streptophyta; Magnoliopsida; Proteales; Proteaceae
Exons: 5
Coding region: 97-771 (224 amino acids)
Molecular function (GO): protein binding; mRNA binding
Source: RefSeq, a predicted model, not a curated record